This is a messenger RNA of Penicillium chermesinum, 1512 nucleotides long. It is a transcript of the gene hosA, whose product is annotated as histone deacetylase HOS2. The transcript has a single exon. The coding region runs from base 1 to 1512 and encodes 503 amino acids. Gene Ontology annotation, molecular function: histone deacetylase activity. The record is from RefSeq and is a predicted model, not a curated record. Lineage: Eukaryota; Fungi; Ascomycota; Eurotiomycetes; Eurotiales; Aspergillaceae.
AUGGCUCGCCAUGGUAUCGUCCAAGAGUAUGCCCCCUCGACGACCUUAAGCCUGGACCAGAAGGCGACGCACGAGCGCCAGAUCUACCAAGUAGCGCGGCCCCAAGGCUACCGAGUAUCAUGGCACGCGAACCCAGCCGUCGAAGCGCAUCAUUUCGGCCAGUCACACCCUAUGAAGCCAUGGCGUCUCACCUUGACCAAGCAGCUGGUGAUGGCCUACGGCAUGCAUCACGCGAUGGAUCUGUACCUGGCGCGAGCAGCGACAUAUGAGGAGAUGGCCGAGUUCCACGAGUCCGACUAUCUCGACUUUCUGCGGCAAGUCAUGCCCGGUGACAUGGAGAAGGCCGACCAGAGUGACAGCUUCGUGCGCUUCAACUUCGGGGACGAUUGCCCCAUCUUCGAUGGGCUGUACAGUUACUGUUCGCUGUAUGCGGGCGGCACUGUAGAUGCCGCGCGCAAGCUCUGCAACGAUCAGUCCGAAAUCGCAAUCAAUUGGUCCGGGGGGUUGCACCACGCCAAGAAAGCCGAGGCAAGCGGCUUCUGCUACGUGAACGAUAUCGUCCUGGGCGUCCUGCAGCUCCUGCGCCAUCACCCGCGCGUCAUGUACAUUGAUAUCGACGUCCACCACGGCGAUGGCGUCGAGCAGGCGUUCUGGUCCACCGACCGCGUCCUCACCGUUUCCUUCCACAAAUACGACAAAGACAAUUUCUUCCCCGGCACCGGCGCCCUCGACGAUACCGGUCCCACCCACCCGCUCAACCCAGGCGCCCACCACUCCAUCAACGUCCCUCUGAACGACGGCAUCGACGACGAUUCCUACAUCCAGCUCUUCAAGGAAGUCAUUGGCGCCUGCAUUAAAACCUACCGCCCCGGCGCUAUCGUCCUACAAUGUGGCGCAGACAGUCUAGGUUGCGACCGACUCGGCUGCUUCAAUCUCAACGUGCGCGCCCAUGGCGCCUGCGUCGCCUUCACCAAGACCUUCGGCCUGCCCCUCCUCGUCGUCGGAGGCGGCGGCUACACCCCGCGCAACGUCUCCCGCGCUUGGGCGCACGAAACCUCGAUCCUCCUCGAGGCGGACCAGGUCAUCGACCAAAAGAUUCCCGAAUCCGUCGCCUUCCGCAACCACUUCGGUCCAGACUAUUCGCUUUUCCCGCCGCUGUCCGAGAUCCGCAAGCUGGAGAAUAAAAAUCCCCGCUCCUACCUUGAAGGCAUCGUCGAGGCCGUUCACGAGCAGCUCCGGUACAUUAAGGGUGCGCCGAGCGUGCAGAUGAGUUUUAUUCCCCCUGAUAUCCUGGGCCUGCGCGAAGAUACGGAAAAGGAAAUCGAGGAAGAAACCGCGCGAUUGGAGGAAGAGCGUGAGGAACAAGAAGGCGGUGGCUCUGCUUCUGCAGCCUCGGCUGCUGCCGCCGCUGCCGCCGGUAUUGUGCCUGGCUCAGCGGGUGCUAUUCCGCGGACGAAUCGCCGGCGGGAUCUCGAGCGGGGGGCUGGAUACAAGGGAGAGUUGUAUUCAUGA